GAAGACGAGCAGGUGCUGGCCGUGGAAGACGAGGAGGUGCUGGAUGUGGAAUGCGAGGAGCUGGUGGUGGUGGAAGACGAGGAGGUGCUGGCGGUGGAAGACGAGGAGGUGGUGGCGGCGGAAGACGAGGAGGUGCUGGCGGUGGAAGACGAGGAGGUGGUGGCGGUGGAAGACGAGGAGGUGGCGCAAGCAGAGCGGGUCGAGAAGCCGAAGGAGCUGUCGCAGGCAGAGCCGGUGCCGCGGCCCGACACAGCCGGGGCCGCCCUUGCCGCGCUGCAGGUGGUUCAGGAAGCGCUCCGCUCUGUGGAUGUCCAAGCCACCAGGGCCUACCUGCGGCUCAAGCGCAGGAUGAAUCAGAAGCGGAGUGGUCACCUGGCUCGAAGGAGGGCCAUCAUCCAGGGCAUCCCUGGCUUCUGGGCACGCGCCAUCCUGAAUCACCCCCAGUUAUCAGCUGUGAUAGGUGACCAGGACACAGACAUGCUCAGCUACAUGACCAAUUUAGAGGUGGAGGAACUGGGUCGUCCCAAGUACCGCUGCAGGUUGAUGUUUUACUUUGGGAGCAACCCCUACUUCCACAACGACGUGAUCGUUAAGGAGUAUCACCUUAGCAUCGGCGGAUAUCGGGAGACUCGUUGCACUCCAGUCCAGUGGUUCUGGGAUUAUGAACGUGGUGCUGCCAGCCGCAGGCGAGACCCCAGCGGCCUGAACUUCUUCAACUGGUUGUGUGACCCCAGCUGCCCAGGGUCCAACAGGAUCGCCGGGAUCAUCAUCGAGGACCUGUGGCCCAAUCCGUUGCAGUACUACCCGAGGCUGGAAGGCGGCGCCUGGGAAUGAGCUGAGAGGACGACCUGUCGGCAUGGCAGCCGUGUGGAAGUGGACAUCACAGAGCAUCCGCAUUGCACCACCAAGAAGAAUCUGAUGAGGCCUCCACCGUUGAGAGACCUGCAUGGGCUCUUCUCCGUGGUGCUCAGCCUGCACGGGACAGCAAAAGGGACAAGGAUCAGCAGGGGCAGCGCUAGAGAGGAUCCUGCCCCUAGCUGCAGGGUCAGGGAGAAGGGCCAUAAACAAGUUAC
This is a messenger RNA of Mustela lutreola (European mink), 1073 nucleotides long. Its product is annotated as testis-specific Y-encoded protein 1-like. The coding region runs from base 349 to 834 and encodes 161 amino acids. Gene Ontology annotation, molecular function: histone binding; chromatin binding. Lineage: Eukaryota; Metazoa; Chordata; Mammalia; Carnivora; Mustelidae. Gene Ontology annotation, cellular component: chromatin; nucleus. The record is from RefSeq and is a predicted model, not a curated record. The transcript has 6 exons. Gene Ontology annotation, biological process: nucleosome assembly.